Molecule: messenger RNA, 351 nt
Organism: Cyclocybe aegerita
Lineage: Eukaryota; Fungi; Basidiomycota; Agaricomycetes; Agaricales; Hemipholiotaceae
Source: the annotation of a GenBank genome assembly
AUGGUCCUGAUCGUGCGCUACCCGCCAUCCGAGGCGCCACGCGAGCCGUCCGGACGUCCACCAUCGUCCGCGUAUCUUGAGGCCCAUGGGACGUCCAGGGAGACGAUGCACUCGGCGGCGGACGUCCUGUGGGGUACACAACCCGUGCCUAGCCUGCCCAUGGGGUACCUGACAAAGCUCGAGCGAGGAAUUCCAUAUAUCAACAUCGAGUUUAACUUCUUUAGAAGACACUUCGAGACAUUGCUCGUGCGGAACGCCGCGUGGGCGGCUCUUUGUGCACGGGGGUAUGUAUACGGCAAGCUCAUGGCGAAGACGACAGAGGAGCGCCUUUCAUUCCUUGAUGUUGAUUAA